AUGAAUCAAACUUCGUAUCUCGUCGUUCUUUUUGCUUGCUUCGCGAUUUGCAGAGUGAUUUCUUCGAAUGUUUCGGAAAAUCCAUCACAAAAUCCUUUGGUGAAUCAACGAUUAAGAACUUCAACCGACGAAUAUAAAAUUCAAAAUGGAAAUUGGACUACAUUGUCGGAAACGCUAGAUAUUUUCAAUGUGCGUUAUCUUGCCAAUAAUUGGACGGAAGGGAAAUAUGCUAUUCAAGAGCAAUGUGCCAAAGAUAUUACAAGAUACAUCGAAGGAUUAAGAAAACAAGAAGUAUGGGCUUCAAAAGCUGAUGAUGCUUCAGGUAGAUAUACUAAUAGUUUUCUCUGGGGAAAUUCUUAUUAUGUCGGAUCAGCAACUCAAUGUGCCUAUAUCGGCGACGAUUAUAAGAAAGAGAUGACAAAGAUUCAUCGAAAUGCAUCGAUAGAAAACUUUAAUAUUGAAUCACGAAAAAAAAAUUCUGGUCUCAGUGGAAAAGAUCUUUGGAUCGGAACGAAAUUAGAUAAACCACCUUAUAAACUAGGAUUUUAUAUAAUGACCAUUUCAGUGAAUAAUACUUUAUUUCCUACGGUUAGAACAAUUUAUCUUGGAGUAUGUUUACCUUUCUCGUGUAAUGCUUCCGAUGUUUUUAUGAUAGUAAAACUUGCUGGAAGUGAACAAGCGGUGAAAUAUUCAUCGAUUGAAAAAAUUCGAGAUCAGCAUGAUAUGUACGACAUGUAUGAAGAUCCAAUCUUUUGGAUUCUAUCUGGUGUAAGUGCUGCAGUUUUUCUCUUAAUGCUCAUUGGUACUGGAUAUGAUAUUUACAUAACAAGAAAAUAUACUCGCGGAAAAAACAUGAUUUACGACUUGGAAAGACACGCAAAACUUGAACAAUUAGCAGUCAGAAAUCAAAAACCUCUAAGUGCUUUUCAAGGUAAGGUCUACCUUCCUGUUCCAGUGGCAGAAGCUAUCAUCAAUGGACCUCAAUCAUUAGCAGUUAAUAACAACAACGAUCAUGAAGGUAGUCUAGAUUCAACUAGUUUAAAAGGAUAUAAAUUUAGUGUCUUCGAAGAAUUGUUACUUUCUUUCUCGGUCCGAGCUAACGUAAAAAUCAUCUGCGAUGAUAAAGUUGGAGGUGACACAAUCAGCACUAUCCAUGGUCUUAAAGCGAUAUCGAUGGCUUGGGUUAUUUUGGGUCAUACCUGUAUUACUGCUUUUAAAUACUCCGAUAAUAUGGAAUAUCGAAAAGUCGUGGAAAAAAAAUUCCUCUUUCAAACAAUUACAAAUGGAGCUUUCAGUGUUGAUACAUUCUUUUUUAUGGGAGGUUUACUUGUAAGCUUCCUAUAUUUUAGGACGAAUGCGAAAGGAGAUUUGAACAAACUUACACAGGGUACACGGGGUAUUGUGGCAGGUAGUCUGAAAUUUAUCGGUCUUCUUAUGUACCGAUUUUGUAGACUUACAGCUCCCUAUAUGUUCGUACUUGGAGUAGUUCAAGUUGCAUCUAAAUGGUUUCUUUCGAAUUCUGUAUUUGAUCCACCAACCGCGGAUCAUAUCAACUGUCCUAAAUAUUGGUGGAGGAAUUUACUCUAUAUAAAUACUUUGUUUCCAGUAGAUCAAAUGUGCAUGAUUUGGAGUUGGUAUGUCGCCGACGAUACUCAAUUUUAUAUUGUCGGCGCCGUGAUAUUGAUAUUAGCAACAAAUCAUUUUAAAAUUGCUACUUUCAUGAUGACUACUUUGUUAUUGAGUUCCUGGUUAACAACAGGUUAUAUUGCUCUGAUAAAUAAUCAUAUGCCAAGCUCAGAUGAUCCGUUAGCGCUUUUUGAUAAAAUUUAUGAUAAACCAUGGACCAGAUUGGGUCCUUAUUUUAUAGGCAUGUCAAUAGGAUAUUUCCUCUUUAAGACUGACUGUAAAAUAAAAAUGUCUAAGACAACCGUUUGUGUAGGAUGGCUUCUUUCUUCAGCAUGUCUUUUAAGUUUAUUAUAUGGUUUGUACGAAACAGAACUUAAUCCUAUAAUGGCAGCUGCUUAUUCUUCAUUAAGCCAUAGCGUAUGGGCACUUGGUUUAUCAUGGAUCGUUGUUGCAUGCAGUACAGGUUACGGAGGAUACGUAAAUAAUAUUCUUUCGGCACCGAUUUUGUAUCCAAUUAGUAGAACAACAUAUUGCGCUUACUUAGUACAUCCACUUGUAAUUCGAUUAACAGCCAUGAAUUUGGAUUCGCCAUUUCAUUUAGGAAAAUAUACUAUGAUGAUCACUUUCUUUGGACAACUGGUUCUAUCUUAUGUAUUAUCAUUUAUUAUAUCCGUUUCUUUUGAAGCUCCUAUAGUAAGCAUGUUAAAGAUACUUUCACCAAAAAAACGAAAACGUAUACAAUGAGGCAAUCAAAAGUUGCUUUAUCUAACUUUUUUCAUAAAUUAUGUAUGUCUUUAUUAAUUAUAAAAUUAAUGUGAAAAAACUUAU
This is a messenger RNA of Apis florea (little honeybee), 2454 nucleotides long. RefSeq names its product nose resistant to fluoxetine protein 6. Gene Ontology annotation, molecular function: acyltransferase activity, transferring groups other than amino-acyl groups. The record is from RefSeq and is a predicted model, not a curated record. Lineage: Eukaryota; Metazoa; Arthropoda; Insecta; Hymenoptera; Apidae.